Hypomesus transpacificus is the source of this 3594-nucleotide messenger RNA. RefSeq names its product potassium/sodium hyperpolarization-activated cyclic nucleotide-gated channel 3-like. The transcript is spliced from 8 exons. NCBI's taxonomy places the organism in Eukaryota, Metazoa, Chordata, Actinopteri, Osmeriformes, Osmeridae. Gene Ontology annotation, cellular component: membrane. Gene Ontology annotation, biological process: potassium ion transport; transmembrane transport. Gene Ontology annotation, molecular function: voltage-gated potassium channel activity. The record is from RefSeq and is a predicted model, not a curated record. The coding region runs from base 1 to 3594 and encodes 1197 amino acids.
AUGGAGAUAUUCCAUUCUUCCAUGCGAAAACGUCUGUACAGCUUGCCGCAAAACAUUGGACAAAAAGCCUUUAUGACUGACGAAGGAGAUAACGGUGACAAGGACACCAACAAGAAAAGUAUUGGAUUGAAGCAUUUACCCUCACCGUCCCCCGCAAGCAGUUGCAAAAGCAUUGGUCACACCAAGAACGUAGACUUGGAAACUGAUGUUACCGUGAAGACUAACUUGAACGGGGACUGUCGCCUGUUUAGAGGCAGUCUUUCCUCCAUCACCGGCCGACAUACGGUGGGAUCGGAUCCAACUGAGCAACGGCGCCUUAUCCCCGAGGCAGAUGCUAGUGUCAACGAGGAGAGUUUCCUGGGCGAACAUGGCCCAGGGGGGGAACACGGAGCACUGGGUAGCCGUGGUGGUGCGGCGUCUCUUUUUGACCAGUCGAGUUUCAUCAAGUUAGAAGGAACCGAUCAAAUUAUGCCAGACGACGACAGGUUGUAUCAAGCGGGCUUCAUGCACCGUCAGUUUGGGGCGAUGCUUCAACCGGGAGUCAACAAGUUCUCUUUGCGAAUGUUAGGGAGUGAGAGGGCCGUGGAGCAUGAGCGAGAGCGCGUGAAAUCCGCAGGAUUCUGGAUAAUUCACCCAUACAGUGAUUUUAGGUUCUACUGGGAUCUGAUCAUGUUGCUGUUGAUGGUGGGGAACCUGAUCAUCAUCCCCGUUGGCAUCACCUUCUUCAAGGACGAACACACGCCUCCCUGGAUCGUCUUCAACGUGGUCUCCGACACUUUCUUCCUCAUGGAUCUGGUCCUGAACUUCCGCACGGGCAUCGUCAAGGAGGACAACACGGAGAUCAUCCUGGAUCCGCAGAAGAUCAAGAUCAAGUAUCUAAAGAGCUGGUUCGUGGUGGACUUCAUCUCCUCCAUUCCCGUCGACUACAUCUUCCUCAUCGUGGAGACCCGCAUAGAUUCAGACUUCUACAAGACGGCAAGGGCGCUGAGGAUCGUGCGCUUCACCAAGAUCCUCAGUUUGCUUCGCUUGCUGCGUCUCUCCAGACUAAUCCGCUACAUCCACCAGUGGGAGGAGAUUUUUCAUAUGACCUAUGACCUGGCUAGCGCCAUGGUGCGCAUUGUCAACCUGAUUGCCAUGAUGCUGCUGCUGUGUCACUGGGAUGGUUGUCUGCAGUUCCUGGUACCCAUGCUGCAGGACUUUCCAUCAGACUGCUGGGUAACCAGGAACAAGAUGGUGAAUGACACCUGGGGACAGCAGUACUCCUACGCUCUCUUUAAGGCCAUGAGCCACAUGCUGUGUAUUGGGUAUGGCCUGUACCCUCCUAUUGGCAUGGCUGAUGUGUGGCUGACGAUCCUCAGCAUGAUCGUUGGGGCCACCUGCUUCGCCAUGUUUGUAGGACAUGCCACAGCUCUGAUCCAAUCCCUGGACUCGUCCCGACGACAGUACCAGGAGAAAUACAAGCAGGUGGAACAGUACAUGUCUUUCCACAAGCUUCCAGCCGGCAUGCGGCAGAGGAUCCAUGACUACUAUGAACAUCGUUACCAGGGCAAGAUGUUUGACGAGGAGAGCAUCUUAGAUGAGCUGAACGAACCGCUCCGAGAGGAGAUCAUCAAUUUCAACUGUCGAAAGCUGGUGGCAUCCAUGCCUCUGUUUGCCAAUGCCGACCCCAACUUUGUGACCUCCAUGCUGACCAAACUGCGUUUCGAGGUCUUCCAACCUGGGGAUUAUAUUAUCCGUGAAGGCACCAUCGGCCAGAAGAUGUACUUCAUUCAGCACGGGGUGGUGAGCGUGCUGACCAAGAGUAUCAAGGACACAAAGUUGUCAGAUGGGUCCUAUUUUGGGGAAAUUUGUUUGCUGACUCGAGGCAGAAGGACAGCGAGCGUGAGAGCUGACAACUACUGUCGUCUCUACUCGCUGUCUGUGGACAACUUCAACGAGGUGCUCGAGGAAUUUCCCAUGAUGAGACGAGCCUUCGAGACCGUUGCUCUUGAUCGUCUGGACCGAAUAGGGAAAAGAAACUCGGUCCUGCGACACAAAGUCCAACACCACCUGAGCGCAGGAACCCUUAACCUCCAAGAAAACGAGAUCAUCCAGAGGAUCGUGCAGCACGACAGAGACAUGGCCCACGGCACCCAGCUGAUCCAGACGGCAGCCACUCAUACCCUAGCGGCUCUCCCCACGCCACCCUCACCCACCCCAGUCAUCUGGGCUCCCCUGGUCCAGGCACCCCUCCAGGCUGCUGCCACCACCACCCCUCUGGCUCUGGCUUUGAGCCACCAUGCUCAGCUCCCUCCCAUCCUCUUCCACCACCCCCUCUCCCUGUCUGGCUCCUUCAAGGACUCUUCGGGCCACAUGAGGAGAGUCCAUGUGGGGGCUCCUACGACCAGCUGCUGUGGCUCGGGGCCUGGUUCCCCUGCUAGCUCCAGCAAGUUCCACUCCGGGGUGGACACUCCUCUUCUGGCCUCCCUCAGGGUACAGCAUCUCUCCACAGCUUGCACCUCGCCUACCUCCACCUUCCUACCGACCUCCAACAGCAGCAUGCACACCCAGCUCCAGACCCAAAUCCAGGCCCAGCUUCAGAGCCACAUCCAGACCCAUACCAAGCUUAGUUCAGCUUCCUCCUUCCCCAUGAGACAGGCCUCCCUAAGGAGGUCACCCUCCAUUUGCACAGCUCAACUCCACCCUCAGCCCUUCUCCUGUGCCUCAUCCACCCCAGCCCAUCCGGCCGGGCAUCCCCUGCAGGGGUCAGCAGGGAGGCUGUCAGGGAGAUUCCCAGCCCCCUCUGCUUCCGGCAUAAGCCCACUGAUCUCCAGCUCAGUCAGCCCCAUACUAAGCCAGCUGCAGUCCUCUCACGCCAGCAGCACUCAGCAGAUGGAAUCCAGUUAUGAGAGAGCAGGCCGGACAUUCGCUGGUCUGAACAUCCCUCACUUUCCGUUCACCAGCGGCACCCAAUUCCCCGGCGGAUAUCUGCACGAGCAGCCAGUCGUUGGAGCCGAGGUCCCGUCCUCCCUCAUGCAGCGAAGUCUGCCGAGCCCGCAGUCAGUCCUGCUCCCGCAUGUUCUUCCGGAACAUUCCGCGCUAGCGUCUCUGGCUCAGUACGGCUCUAGGGACGCCUCGCCCUGUUACACACCCACAUCCCACAGUCCCAUCGUUCAGAGCCCUGUGCGAGCCCGGACUGGGCCUCACAGUGACCCCCCUAGUGCUGUCGGCUCGCAUCUCUCUCUCACCCCCCAGAGCUCCUACCCUGACAGGGUCAUUGAUCCCCCUAGAGAGAGAGCAGAGUCCUUACUGGAGCUCUUCACCCAGGAAGUCAGGACUAUCUCCUCCUCGCACAGCCUCCUGCCCCAGGGAGAGCCUCUGGGCAUGGGCUACUCCUCAGGGGGAUCAGGUGGGUUCUUUACCUCCCCGAUGGCCGUCAGUAGACCCUACAGUCCCAUCCCCGGGCACGUGGAGCCCCUGAGCCAGACGCUUUCAGGGACUGGACCUCACCCUCAGUUCUCUGAAGCUCCACCCUCCCAGCCCGGUCGCAGAGGAACCCCUGCCAAGACGGUAGAGAUGGAGCACGGCCUCUCCAAACUCCCAUCUAGCUUGUGA